GGGGUGCAGCUGCCAGGCUGGCGUGGGGAUGCACUUGUUCCCAUUGGUAUUGCUUAGCCCCUCCCAGCUGGACCAGUGGGUAACUAAAUGUGAAUUAGACUCUUAAAACAAAGUUAGUAAGUCCGCAAGUUAGCAGAUGUACAGAUGUGUCCACUUAUCCUUGCUGUUUUUGCAGCAGCUACACAGAAAUGCCAUAAUAUUGUUGUCGCUGCAAGAACAGAAGAACUUUUUAAAGUAGUGCUUUUCUACCUUAAAGAAGAGCUCCAAAAUUUAGCAAAUGCUGUGGAGCUGGAAGAAUAGCUUCAUGGAAAUAUGGUUUCUCAGUCAUCGACUUAAAAACAUUUUGCACUAUUACAGUUCAGGGAUUGUGGUGGUUUUUUUUGAUAGGAAGUUAUUCUUCCUCAGACUACAGACUGGGGCAGCUGAACUUAAAGAGGCUUCUUCUUUUAUUCACCUUCGGUUUUGAGUUCUACUGAGACUAUCUUACAAUGUCAGCUGUGAUAAUUGAACUGGAUAAGCUUUCUUCAGACACUAUUGAGAACAAAAAGGAUUCCAAGUCAGAUUUUAAGGAAGGCAAAUUCGGUGAAUCGUGUGCUGAUUACCAUGGUUUUAAACUUCACUGCUCGCAUUCUGCACCAGCUGGUAUGAAUACAAGCAAGAGUGAGACAGUGAAAGACCACCCAUUGAAACCCUCUAGAAGAUCGAUGCCAUGCCUCGCCCAGAGCCAAACGCAUCCUCAGAGCCUGAGCAAACAUUCCUCGUUCCUGCAGCCAAAUCGUGUGCAGCCGCAGCCCCGGCCGCAGCCUCUCAGUGCAGGAACAUCUACAACCACGGUAGAUGUUGUGUCAGAACGAGCUAAAGUGAUGGAGACUUUGGAAAACAACUUGCUUAAGCUGUCUAAUACAGAAUACAGUGAUCCAUUUGUAGACAUAGGAAAGGACAAAGACACAUACACAGAUGAUUCAGAACAUGGAAAUUAUGAUGCUCGUACAGAUCAGUCAUUGCUUAUUCAAAACAAGCUUAUCAGACAGAAAACAGAAACUCGGACUAAAUCAUCUUUAAAGACUGAUGGCAUGGCAUCAUCAGGACUCUUCUUCAAAGACGGCAAAAAACGCAUUGACUACAUCUUGGUCUACAAAAAAUCAAGUCCACAGGUAGAAAAAAGAAGCACAUUUGAGAAGAAUUUGAGAGCAGAAGGGUUGAUGUUAGAACGGGAGCCAGCAGUUACAAACAGCGAUAUCAUGUUUGUUAAAAUUCACUGUCCAUGGGAGACAUUGUGCAAAUACGCUGAAAGAAUGAACAUCAGGAUGCCUUUCAGGAAAAAAUGUUAUUACACUGACUGGAGGAGCAAAACCAUGGGCAGUUUGCAGAGGAACAUGAGAGAGCUGAAGAGCUGGUUGCCCAGGAAUCCCAUGAAGCUGGACAAGGAGGCCCUACCUGAUCUGGAAGAAACAGAUUGUUACACAGCACCCUUCAGCCGUGCCCGCAUCCACCAUUUCACGAUAAACAACAAAGACAGCUUCUUCAGCAAUUCCACAAGAAGUAGAAUCGUGCAUCACAUGCUACAGAGAACCAAGUAUGAAGAUGGAAAGUCCAAAAUGGGCAUCAAUAGAUUACUAAAUAAUGGAACAUAUGAAGCAGCAUUUCCACCACAUGAGGGAAGCCACAAAAGCAGACAUCCCAUCAAAACACACGGAGCUCAGAAUCACCGACACCUCUUAUAUGAGCGUUGGGCACGGUGGGGAAUGUGGUACAAAUACCAGCCUCUCGAUUUAAUCAGGCGAUAUUUUGGUGAAAAAAUUGGACUGUAUUUUGCCUGGCUGGGAUGGUACACUGGAAUGCUUAUUCCUGCUGCCCUGGUUGGGCUCUUUGUUUUCCUCUACGGAUUAUUUACAAUGGAUUCCAGCCAAGUAAGCAAGGAGAUCUGCGAGGCAAAUGAAACCAUCAUGUGCCCUAUGUGUGAACGCAACUGCACACUACAGAAACUCAAUGAAAGCUGCAUAUAUGCCAAGGUUACACAUUUAUUCGAUAAUGGAGGGACUGUCUUCUUUGCUAUUUUCAUGGCAAUUUGGGCUACAGUCUUCCUAGAGUUUUGGAAAAGACGAAGAGCUGUAUUAACAUAUGACUGGGACCUCAUAGACUGGGAAGAUGAAGAGGAAGAACUGCGUCCCCAGUUUGAAGCUAAAUAUUCCCAAGUGGAAAGAGUAAAUCCCAUCACAGGAAAACCUGAACCUUUUCAGCCUUUCCCUGAUAAGCUCAGCCGACUGAUGGUGUCUGUCUCAGGAAUAUUCUUCAUGAUUUCCCUGGUCCUCACUGCGGUGUUUGCAGUUGUGGUGUAUCGCCUGGUAGCCAUGGAGCAGUUUGCUUCUUUCAAGUGGUAUUUCAUCAAGAAGUAUUGGCAGUUUGCGACAUCUGGCACCGGAGUCUGUAUCAAUUUUAUGAUCAUCAUGUCACUCAAUGUUGUAUAUGAAAAGGUUGCCUAUCUCCUGACAGACUUAGAGCACCCUCGAACAGAAUCUGAAUGGGAAAACAGCUUUGCCUUGAAAAUGUUCCUCUUCCAAUUUGUCAACUUGAACAGCUCCAUCUUUUAUAUUGCAUUUUUUCUUGGCAGAUUUGCAGGCCGCCCAGGAAAGUACAACAAGCUUUUUAACAGAUGGAGACUGGAAGAGUGUCAUCCUAGUGGCUGCUUGAUAGAUCUGUGUUUGCAAAUGGGAGUUAUUAUGGUUCUAAAACAAAUGUGGAACAACUUCAUGGAGCUAGGCUAUCCUUUAUUACAGAAUUGGUGGUCACGACGCAAAAUGAAGAGAGGAGGGCAGUUAAUGGAGCAAAAAAUUUCUCUACCUCAGUGGGAAAAAGAUUGGAAUCUGCAGCCUAUGAAUCUCCAUGGUUUAAUGGACGAAUACUUAGAGAUGGUUUUACAGUUUGGCUUUACCACCAUCUUCGUGGCUGCCUUCCCACUGGCACCUCUCCUGGCGUUGCUGAACAAUAUCAUCGAGAUCAGGCUGGAUGCCUACAAGUUUGUCACUCAGUGGCGAAGACCUAUGCCUGCCAGAGCAACAGAUAUAGGUAUCUGGUAUGGGAUUCUGGAAGGAAUUGGUGUUUUGGCUGUCAUCACCAACGCCUUUGUUAUUGCCAUUACUUCAGAUUACAUUCCACGUUUUGUCUAUGCAUACAAAUAUGGUCCCUGUACAGAUCAAGGAUACAGACAAGAAAAAUGCUUAAAAGGAUAUGUCAACAGCAGUUUGUCAGUAUUUGAUCUGAGUGAACUUGGGAUGGGAUACUCAGGAUACUGCCGGUAUAGAGAUUACAGAGCCCCACCAUGGAGUUCAACUCCAUAUGAAUUCACUUUGCAGUUCUGGCAUGUUCUGGCAGCGCGACUGGCCUUCAUCAUAGUAUUUGAGCACCUUGUUUUUGGAAUAAAGUCUUUCAUUGCCUACCUGAUUCCAGACAUGCCCAAAGACUUGUGUGACAGAAUGAGGAGAGAGAAAUACUUAGUCCAGGAAAUGAUGUAUGAGGCUGAACUGGAGCAUUUGCAGAGGGAAAGGAAAAAGAACGGGAAACAGUAUCACCAUGAAUGGCCUUAGUCACUACCGUGCUGCAACAAAAACACUGUUUGGAAAUUGAAGAGUGCAGUUACAAAAUGAAGUCAGAGUCUGGCAUCAGUGCAUGAGAUUCGCGGUGUGUAUUUAUGUUCUUGCUGGGCAGGACAGUUGCAGGCUUUGGUGGGAACUGGAAAAUAGAUGCUUCCAGUGAAGAAAAUGAAGAGCCUUACCUGUAACUGGUCUGCGGUGAGCAUCGAGGAAACUUGGCACUCAGGAACGUGGAGAUAAGUUAAAAAUUUGGCCAGUCUGGUUUAAAAAGAAGGCAAUGAAUUUUCAUGAUCUUCAUGAAGAUACUAACAGCGUAAUGAAAAUAGAGCAUUACCUGUGAACUUUCACACAGCAAGGGCAUGACUAAAACCAACUUACAUGAAAUCCACUACUCUACAGCUUCUGAUUGCUCAGCUCCAUCUGUAACGCCUCUGAAGAAAAGAGCAAUUGUUGCCUUUGUGGCCAUAACUUGAUGUAAAUGAUCUUUCAGGCUUACUGUUUUGUCAGGUUUGUCCUAGUCUCUUGUUGAGAUUGUGGAUGUGGUCCUACCCCAAAAAAGGGGUCUAUGGCUGCUUAAUAUCUACUAUGCAGUUUAAGAUUUGCACAUCAGUGUCAUUAAUUUAUCCUUCUAGUUGAAAACCAAAAAUUCUAAAUUCAAAGAGAAAACAGCAGCACUAAGAACACAUCACAUUGCACACGUUGCAGCUGUGUUUGAAAAUGAUGUGGCUGUUGAGUUGUCUUUCUACUUUUGUAUGCAGAAAGGCCACCUCCACACGCUUCCAGGAGGAAAAAACUGUCGUUUUGAUGCUCCGAUGUCGCGUGCAGACGUCUAAGUGUGCUACUGUUCCCUUUGACCUGUCUGGGCAAUGACUCCAUGACUCUACAGAAUGCUAACUUGAAAUAUUCUCAUACAGUGCAAAACACUUCAUCCUGAAUAUACAAUUAACUCUUUAUAGUAUGCAAGCUUAUGCAGAUAUAUAUCAGACAUACAGCAUAACAUUGCGACUUGCUUGUUCAGGGAAGGAGCAGCAGAGCACUUUAUGACAAUGCUCUUCUUAUUGUAAUUGUAAAUGUUCCAGUAAUGUGCACUUCUUUUAUUGGCCUAGAUCAGUCAAAGCAUGGGAGUUAGAUACAAGCAGAUAUGUAUACAGAUUGUAUAAAAUGCACACACAGUGUUUACUUAUAGAUUUUUAUUAUUAUUAUUUGUAUGACUUCUUACAGUUUUGGGGAGCUUUUUGGAUAAAAUCACUGUCAAGAGUAGAUGUUUGUGUAAAGAAUCAAAUUUCAGUUUUUAUGUGCAUACAGUGUACAGCAGCGUUGGUUAUAGUUACAGUCACAUUUUGGUGAUGAAAUUGUCUAUUACUAACAUUUCAUAACAUGGGAAAAGAUGAGCACUUAAUUGAAACAAGUGUACAAGGUUCACUUGCAGACACAGGAGUGGAGAAACAGUUAUAAUCAUUCAGUUUCUUAUACAAUUUUAAAUAGUUCUCUAUAUUAGGUGAGAAAAAAUUAAAAAACUAAGAGUCAACAAAGCACAGUAACUAUAAAGGCUGCAAAUUUUAUCAUUAUUUUUAGGGAUAGAGCUGCAGUAAUAUCACUGCUGAGAGACAGGAAAAAAACUGAAUUUCUGCUACUUACAAUACCCUCUUGAACCAAAAAGUGUGAUUCCAGUAUUCACUCGCAUGUAUUAGCACAAUCAUUUUAUUUUAUCAUGCCAUAUAAAAUUAAUUUUAGGAGUCAAGCCCCCAUAAAAUUUGGAUGAGUAGGAUCUAUUGUAUCCAAAGGGCCUAGCGUCAGCCCUUCAGUUCUUAAGUCAUUUCACCAUAUUAAUGAGAUUUCUUGGUUAAUUCCAGCUCUCUGUGACCAGACAAGGCAAUUAUAGGAGUAUCUACAGUACUGCACGAAGGAGAAGGAAAUUGGAAGGUAUGGUCUAAUCAGACACAUGAAUUCUGUGAUAAAGGGCUGGUCCAACUUAGCUUCCUGUAUUUUGAAAGGCUCUUUUGUUCCUUCAUAUUGUGGGUUGUGUGUUAAAUUCUUCAGGAGUCCUUAUCAGAAAUAAUUAGUACAUUCUCCUCAGUGCUUACAGAAUCACACCGUUUGAUUUCAUUUAUUGUCUCUCCAUUUCACUCUGUGGAUUAUGAAGCACUGUUUGACAGCAGUAACCAUGUGUCACAGCUUCUGUUUCUGUGCCCAAUAGUGAUAAUGCUUCAGUUCUUCAGAAGGUCACAGAAAAGCUCUCUUUUCAAUGUUUUCUCUAAAAACAAAAUGCCUUGGCUGGCCCGAGGUAUAAAUAUACCAGAUAAAAUUAGGCAGAAAUCAGAAAUGUUGAUUAUUUUAUAUUUCCCUGUUUCUGCUGUGUAUAUGAGCACACAUCAAUACGUAUUUCAGCAAAUUCCAGUUGGACUUCAAAAACACUUAGGAAGGAAAACCUUUUUGUAUAUGAGAUUUAAAUAUAUAUAUUAUCAAUUAUUUUCAACACUGGCGUAUAGGAGCGUAUCAAAGGCAAGUAUGUAGAUCUGACAUUGUGCAUACUAUGCACUGGAAAAGCACAAGAAGUUUUGGAGAAACACUGUGUGUGUUCCUUUAUUUUUGGAGGACAUCAACAAUGUCUAAAGGUUUUGCCACUAUCUAGCCAUUUGCUUAAGCUGAGAAAACGUUUUGCUAGACUUCAUUUAGUAUGUUGUUUGCACUGACUGCACGUUAUUUUACUGAAGUAUAAGGCACACACUGUCCUCAGGAAUAAUGUAUUUUAUGAAUGGUGAAUGAUCUUUUCAUAUUCUAAAUAUUGUCUUUCCAAACAAAUGACCAGUAUGAAUAGACUGUGCAUGCAAGCUGCGUUUGUGAAAUCUGACAAAGCUUUAGAACUUCAAUUUGUGCAAAAAUGCUUUAGAUCGUGGCAGAUCUAAUCUAUGACAACUUUGCUCUAUGCAUGCGCCCUUAGACUGCAUGAGCAACUGGAUAUUUUUAAAUGCAAAGGAUUAGUCCAAAAUGUCUUGAUUAUUCCUAACCAAAUCCCGUUUCUUGAUUCAGACAAAAGAAAUUUCCAUUUCAGAAACUGCAAAAAGUCCAAGCACAUUAUACACAUCUCAUUUCUUAUGGCUUUUAAUUCUAAAUUUGUGCCUAAUGUGUGAGAUCUGAAUUCUGCUUCAUUAGCCAUCCUAAUGAGACGUUUCUUCUUAGAACUCAAGGUCUUCCUCCUGCCUCCAUAGAGGGGGAUGCAUUGAGAGCUGAAUAUUGACAACUGAGCACUAACAGGGGUGCCUGAAGAUCGAGCACAGGCUCUUGUUCAGGCUGUAAUCCAAUUUUCUUACCAGAAAGACACACAGCAAUCAAGCAUUCAGAUGCAGAGUACAAAUAUUUGGAAAAAAGGCAAACUGCACAAUGGCUAUUUUUUAAAUUUUUCUUUCCUACCCCUUUUUGCUAAAGGAGUUAUAAAGAAAAUUUAGGUAAACAUUGAGUUUAAUAUUAAUGACGACAAGGCUAAAAUUUCCAUAGUGAUGAUGGACAGUAAGGUUUUUGUUAGAUGUUUCUUUGGAAGUACAUGUCUUCGUUACUGCAAAACACACGUUAGCUGUUGCCAUGCCCUUUUCCAACAGCAACUUGUCUGGAAUUGUGUUCUGAGGAUCAGUUAAGCUCAAGUGUGUCUUGUUGAAGGCUCAAAAGAGAAAUGUCUGGAGGGCCUAGUGAAAAUAGGUUAAUAGGUAUAUACCUGAAUGCAUAAGUUCACAAAUAUGAGGUUUCCUUCAUAAAAAGUUCUGCAGAAUAAAAGAAAAUCUUGGGAAACACAGCUUUAGGGUAAGUGUUAAUAUGGGGAAAGGCAAAAAUUUGGUGAUAUUUUAUUCUUAAUGUGCCAUUAAGAUGAUCAGUGUAAUAAUGUAAGCAGUGGGAGUGCAGCCAGAGAGACGUUCUGGAGCCAUAGGAUCCAGGGUCAUUACCUGUGAAGGCCUAUGUGGCAUUGUGGGAUCUAUUAAUCUUUUGCAUUAUGUCACAGAUUGUUCAGGGGAAAAUUAGUAUAUACAUAUUUAGAAGCAUCGUAUGAUUUUGAUUAGCUGCAAAUGCUCCAUGUCCAUAAAAUGAAAAGAAACGGUUCAUACGUAGUUAACUUAAAAGUGUCACAAAUUUUCAUUAAAACUAUUAAAAACUAUAUUGUUUUUACACACAGUGGGCAAUGGCCAUAUCAAAAACAGUUAUUUCAUACAGACAGGUAAAUAUGAAGGCAAUAAAGAUAAUGGAAAAUUAAUCAAUCACAUUUUCUGUUAAGUAUUAUUAUUAAGGAGAAAGGGGACAGAGAUAAAAAUGGUGAUAUCAGCAAUCACUUAUAAUGCAGUACUACUUCCAGAAGCAUUUCAUUCUUUGUAAUGGUGAUAAACUGCUAAUGUUGCUUGUUUGGGGUAAAGGUUGAAACAAAUAUACAGCCAGCCUUUCAUAAUAAUGUUUAUUUGAUGUUUAGGUUGACACUAGAAUUCGAACAGAAUUCCACAUGGAGACAGACUUGUUAUUUUAUUAGUUCCAGUGCGUACUUUUUCUGACUAAAAUACAUCCAGUGACACUUUUUGAAAGUGUUUAAGUGACUUGCAAACCUGAAUUCCUGUAAUGGAAAAUUUAGCAGCUUGAAAGAUCUGUAAGUCUUUUCAUACUCAGCCUUAUGUUCACAAAAUCCAUGUUCUACUGGGGGAAAGCACAACAAGUCAGUGUGUAGAGGCUGAGGAUGAGCAGAGGAAGCAAAGGGCUCCACUUCAGCAAUUGUUUCUCCAGAACUCCGAUGGGUUCUGCAAAAGAAGGGGUUGAAGCUGGAACAGGGUGACAGCCCUCCUGCCCCUUUUCCCUUUUCUCCUCUCCUUCUUUCCUUAUUCUCAGUGUUUUAUUAACUGGCACCUUCUUGCUGAUAGUCCCAUUUCCAGGGCAAUUCUGUAUCUGCAGAAUUUUUUUGCAGGCUCUUUUUGGAUGUCCCUAACUGAGAAGCCAAAGCAGAAAGCACUUUUUUUACAAGUCGGUUUGUGUCGGACAGGGCAGUAUGAGGAAGCAUAGGGUGCAUCUACAUGUGCCACGGGGCCACCCGUUUCUGGAUCUGUCCCUUUAGCCACUUUCCCAACAUUUACAUUUUGUACUCCUGUCCCUCCCUACAUACACAGGCAUCCUAAUCAGCCUACACAACCCUAGCAUUUUUACAUUUAUAUGAAUAGAUUCAUAUUAAAGAUUUUUCUCUAAUAGUGACAUUGCAACCACAUUUACCAGGAAUUUGUAUUGGCAUGAUUUGGGCAUAAUCAUGAUAGCACAAUGUAACCACAACAGCACAAAGUUCUAAUGGCACAACAAGGAACUGUAGAGAAAUCACUUUGCUGUUCCAUGUUAUACAGGAACUUUUUAAAUCCAGGACUGGGAUUUAGUCUUGAAAUGUCGAUGGUAUAUUCCCUCCUCACUGCACUGGAAAUUACCUUGUGUUAGUUCUGUUGGCUCAUUCUAACUUUUUUUGCCAUAGCCAUGAUAAUGUUACAUGUUCUCUGUAGUUUGCAUCCUUAUUAUUGUGAGCUAGUUGUUAGGAUGCUAGUGGGUGAGCAAUUAGGAUUAAACCCAAAGCAGUCUAAAGCUAAUGAGAUUCUAAACACUGAGAACACAACAAUAUUUCUGUUAAUAAUGAAAAAAAUAAAAUAAAAAUCAUAUUACCUUUUUAUUUUGUGUUCUGUUUAGAUGACCCAGAGUUUUGUAUUGAAAAAAAUCUUCCAAUCGGUUGGCUAAUUUUUACCUAGAGUAAUAUCACUGAAAUUUCAGUUCUUUGAAAUAAUCUCAUGUAAAAUCUAACUGAAUAAUAUAGUUCAGUCAUUUUUUACUCUGAUAGUCCUGGCUAACUUGCAAUAUCACGAUUGUAAGAGGUUUCUUAAAAUGUGUAAAUAUUUGAAAUUUAUGUAAUAUUUAAAUACGACUUGGUUUCUAAGUAAGGAAUAAGAAUAAAAUUUCAGCUAUUUUUUCUAUUCAUAAAUCCACACUUUGUAAGUGAUAUUUAAAAUAAGAUUACAGUACCAGAGAGCAUUUCAGAGAAAUUGACUUUUAUGCACUACAAGCUAGAAGUUCCUCUGGCCUUUCAGCUUUCAGUUUCCUUUGUGUUUUAAGAUUACUUUUACAAGCAGAUAUGUACCCCAGAACUAAAAGAAUUCACUGAGGAAAAUGUUGUUGAUCUGAUUAACUGUCAUAAGACAUUUUUGGCAUAAAUUUGUCUUUGAGAUGCUGUUUACUUUAUCAAGGUUUACAUGUACAAAUGCAACUACUUACUGUAUCAUACACAUUUGAAUAUUGCAUUUUUUCAGUAAUAAACUUGGAUAUCUUUGAAA
Messenger RNA from Columba livia (rock pigeon), 9916 nucleotides. It is a transcript of the gene ANO3, whose product is annotated as anoctamin 3. Lineage: Eukaryota; Metazoa; Chordata; Aves; Columbiformes; Columbidae. The transcript has 27 exons. Gene Ontology annotation, molecular function: chloride channel activity; protein dimerization activity. Gene Ontology annotation, biological process: chloride transmembrane transport. Bases 489 to 3584 code for a protein of 1031 amino acids. The record is from RefSeq and is a predicted model, not a curated record. Gene Ontology annotation, cellular component: plasma membrane.